Molecule: messenger RNA, 2121 nt
Organism: Galeopterus variegatus (Sunda flying lemur)
Lineage: Eukaryota; Metazoa; Chordata; Mammalia; Dermoptera; Cynocephalidae
Gene: ARMC12
Product: armadillo repeat containing 12
Exons: 6
Coding region: 965-2068 (367 amino acids)
Cellular component (GO): nucleus
Source: RefSeq, a predicted model, not a curated record
GGUUCCCAUAUUCUGGGGUGGUAGCAUUUUCUGACUGCAGAGGAUGUCUCAAUCCUCAUCCGCCUUGUGGGGAGGCUGGGGGGUGCUACUCCCAGAUUUAGGCCUCCCAUAGCUGAAAGGCACAGACCUACCCACAUUUUAAUCUUGGAGUUUUAGACUGGUGAAUGUUGAUGCCCUCGGGUUACAAAUGCAGAAAAUGAGACCCAGGCAAGGCCAGUCCCUCCUGGGUCACUCUGGUUAGACAGGCCCCAGUUUCCAGACUCUCUGUCAUUGUUCUGUCCCCAAAUUCUCAAAUGACAGAAGAUGACUUAAGUAUUAAGUGCUGGACUCCGUGCUGGAUGCUGGAGACACAAAGACAACUGUCUUCAAGAGCUUUUCAUGAGACAGGUAAACUCCAGAACAACAUGCAGAUGCUGGAAAAUGAUGGAUUUGCCUCAAGACUUGUGUACAACUUUAUAAGGUGCUCCCCUCCUUUUCAUCUUCUAGUGGGGCAGAGGUCCCUGCCUGAAGAAACAGCCUGAAGUCCAGGGGUAGAUCUGUGGUGGAAAGACAGAGAAGUGAAGGAACAGGGCUGCCAGUGGGCACACCCCAAACACCCCUCCCGAGAUGAACCUUUGCUGCCCUCUAAUGGAGGAAAGGCAGCAUUGAGAUGCCUGCUGGGGCCCCACCAACCUGGCUCCCCUAAAGAAAAAGGGAUGUGAAUGACUCUCCUGCCCUGCAUUUUUAGUCCCUUAAAGUCUCAGGCAUCAUCUCCUGCAGCCUCUAAAGCUGCACCUCCUUUUAAGCACCUCUGGCUGCCCCAUUUCCCAACCACCACCCUCCAUGCCAUCUCUCCAGUUUCCUUUGUUGCCUGGAUUCCGAAUCUGGUACCUUGGUUCUUGGCCCUGCCAGAGUUCUGGUUCCGGAAGGUUCCUCCCAGGUGCCUUGGGCCGAGCUCACCCGGGCACGAGGCACUGCUGAAGACAUGGGCAAGUGCGUUCCCCGAUGCCUGGGGCAACUGGACAUCCGCAAAAGUGUAGUGAGCCUGGCCAUGGGUGCUGGGGCCAUCUACCUGCUCUACAAGGCCAUCAAGGCUGGCAUAAAAUGCCAACCGCCCCUGUGUACCAACUCUCCCAUCUGCAUCGCCCGUGAGUGUGCGGGCCCUGGGGAGAGGGCUCUGCCCCAGGAGGUACCUGCUCCCGAGGCCUCCACUGUGGGAGGGCCCAAAGGCCUGGCAAUCGAGCGAGAGCGGCACGGGCGGGACUCAGGUGAGAUCCGGAGGCUCCUCAACUCUUUGGAGAGCAAACAGGAUGAGUACGCCAAGAGCAUGAUCCUGCACAGUAUCACUCGCUGUGUGUACUUGCUGGAGGCCGAGGCCUCUGCUUGUACUACCGAUGACAUCAGGUUGGUGGGCUACAUGCUGGAUGACGAGGACAACAGUGUCAAAAUCCAAGCUCUGAACACACUUAAAGCUUUUUCUGGCAUCAGAAAAUUCAGGCUCAAAAUCCAGGAACACUCCAUCAAGGUACUGGAACUGAUCUCCACCAUAUGGGACACGGAUCUGCAUAUUGCGGGCCUCAGACUCCUCAACAGCCUUCCACUACCUGACUAUGUGCAUCCGCAGUUGCGACGGGUGAUGCCUGCCUUGAUGGAGAUCCUGCAGUCAGAGUAUAUCCUGGCACAGGUGCAAGUCCUAAGACUGCUGAGCUACCUGGCACAGAAGAAUGACCUUCUCUAUGACAUUCUCAACUGCCAGGUGCACUCCAACUUCCUGACCCUAUUCCAGUCCACACAGCCGGGGAGUCUGUUGUUCGAGGUACUGGUGUUUGCUGAGCGGCUGAGUGAGGGCCGGAAUGCACCCCACUACCGUGCUGUGAAAUGGCAUUACAAUGAACGGUCCCUGCAUGAAGCCCUCUUUGGGGAUGAGUCACGACUGGCAGACCGUCUGCUCGCCCUGGUCAUCCACCCUGAGGAGGAUGUUCAGAUCCAGGCCUGCAAAGUCAUAGUCAGCCUGCAGUGCCCCCAGGACGUGGGAGCCCGGCCCUCCUCAUGCCAGCCCAGUCAUUCCUACUUUAGAAACGGGGAGUAAAAUUAAGGAGAUGCAAUAAAUGAGUAUGAGAGAGGAGCUUGAGGCUUCUUGAA